Messenger RNA from Spirometra erinaceieuropaei, 9413 nucleotides. The record is from the annotation of a GenBank genome assembly. NCBI's taxonomy places the organism in Eukaryota, Metazoa, Platyhelminthes, Cestoda, Diphyllobothriidea, Diphyllobothriidae.
AUGCCUACGUUGACUACUGCGCGCCGUCAGACUGUGGGUACCAGGGCCCAGGUACGUUCGCACACUUCGGAAUCCAAUGCGAAGAGCCGCUUUUCUAUUCAGCAGUCUACCUGGCCUACUAUUCGUCGCACCAAUGGACCAGGGUUGCAGAUCGUGUCGGUCCCUGUGGAGACCGUAGCUGGGAGCUUAACACUUGCAUCGGACGCUUAAUGAUGUUUCUCGGCGAUUUCGAGUGCAGGCGGGUCCCCAACAUUCGCCUUUAUUUUUUUCCGAGAUUUUCUAGACCUGCACUUUGGCUCAAGAAUCUAACCACAAGACAACCAUGGCACGCAAAUUCGUAUAAUGGCGCUUCACGGUCGCCAUCGGGCGUCGAACUUUACGCAUUUCAUAAGGCAAAAGGCAUGCCAGAUCAUAGCCCUCCGCGCCUUAGUAGCAUUAUAACUGUCUAUUCAUCUGACCUGAGAGUCUGCUUAUCACACAGCUAAUCCUUGCUGAAGGCCGUUCCACCAUCCGCCACCUGUGGAUGUGCUGAGUUGCCCGCAGUUAGGUUAAGAAGGAACCCUUUUUCCCGGAGUGCACAGCCUCGUCACGGUAACCCUCUUUUCGAUUUUAGCAAAGCUUCUCGACUGCAUGGCUUUGUGACAUCUCAUCUUUUUAAGUAGUUGAAGGACAUCGAACCGGUACUACAGAUCGAAUACAAUUAAUUUUCCUCCUCAAAGUCUUGAUUUUCUAGACCCUAAGGAACCGAGUUGUAGUACUUUGAAAUUCUCACAGCGCAGCCUGGUAAUGUAGAUGAAGUCUAUCGACAUGCGUGAGUCGUGUUUUUGCAGAGGACCACAGUAGAAGCUCUCUUGUCACUUCUGCUAGUGUCCCCUGUUGCUUCUUUACUUUCAGUUGUCCCAAGUCAAAUCCUCUCCUGGUAGGGAGCUCAUCUGAUAAGGUCCCCCUUGUCCAUCCGACCAAAAGCUGCAUUCCGUAUGCUUUGAUUCGAAUGCCUGUCCUCAUGGAACAUGCUUCAGAACUUGUAGACAGAUAGAUAUUUGCCAUUUGUGACCAAAUCUAGCUUACCGACGCUACCAACAGGGUUAUUAUCUCGUCGUUUAUUGUCAGGCGUAUUGCCGCCGCACCUUAACACCUUAAGUAUACGGAAUGUUGGAGUUGUACUACGAGGUUUUAUCCGGAUGAAGUCAAGUUCAUUUUUGCUUCUUUUUUUCAAGCAAAUGCCCUGCUGGUACUACGAGAAAGAGGACCUUCUCCGGACGCCCUCAUUCCUUGACGGAGUGCCAAAUGACGUGGAAGACCGCUACCGCAGCGAGGGAGCUCGCUUCAUCUUUGACAUGGGCACCAAACUGCGUUUGCGUUACGACACCUGCGCCACGGCCAUAGUCUUUUUUCACCGUUUCUAUAUGUUCCACUCCUUCAAGGCCUUCCCUCGGUACGUGACGGCUGCCUGUUGCCUCAUGCUUGCUGGGAAGGUUGAGGAGACGCCGAAGAAGUGUCGCGACAUAAUUGGCACUGCGCGGUCCCUCCUGCCCGACCACUUGAUGGAACAGUUUGGGACUGAUCCUCGGGUAAGUAGAUAAUUUAAAACCCUCCUCCCCUUCUCCUGAAGUGUUGCGACCGUCAGGUCUGCUUGAGAGAUAGAUUUGCAGACUUGACCUAUAUCGAUUCGAUCCAAAGAAAAUGGACAGAAUUUUUGACCGAUACAAGCGAAGAGGCGAGUUCCAGGAACUAGUUGAUAAGUAGAAGCGAUCGCUGGAACAAGAGCUUUAUUCGCCUGACGUUUCUCAGUCUCUCACGAACCCAUCGUCAGAGACAGUGACAGAGACGGGUCUGUCACUUUCUCUGAUGAUGAGUUUGAGCGAAAAUCCGAAACGUCAGACGAACAAAGCUCUUGUUCCAGCUAUCAGAAUUUUUUGCGUUAAUUUCCCAAAUCUGCCCGGCGUCUUUCUGCCGACGUCGUGCACUUUGUUGCUUUUUAUUAGAGCAACCUAAUCUGGGGGUUAAAAUUGAGUGGAGAAGAAUAAAUUCCGCUAGAACCUAAGGCGGAGAAGGGUCGAGUUUGGGUCGCUGCAUUUGACUUGGCUGCUGCCUCCGUCCAAUCUACCAGGUGUUUUUAAAUUAAUUCAUUCGUUUUUGGACAAACUUGCUUCUGCAUUAUAAUAUCUCGCUAAAAGAAGCAGAAUGUUAAGAAGUCGUUGGGUUUCGAGAUCUCUAACUGCAAGCGGUCAGAAGUUGGAUAUGGGAGCUCUCACAACUUCCAGUAAAAUUAUUAAAUACUAUUCCUUCUUACCAUUUUUGUCUUACAAAAAUGUAAUGCUUGUGGUUUAAUACACCUGCAUUUUUAAAUCGAAUAUGGGCAUCUGGCUUUACGGAUGUCACGUAUUAUUAUUAUUAUUAUUAUUAUUAUUAUUAUUAUUACCUAGCAAUACGCACUCUGGGUCAAAUUCCAACCUCUUAAGGCUUCACAACUAGCUUCAGCUUAAAGAAGAAAUGUGCGGACAAGUUAAGCGGGACGGAUCUGGUUGCACUUCUCGAAUUCAUCUGACUGAAUCUUGUCUACAGUGGCCUCUAUAAGUUUAAAUGGGCUAGAUCGCAGUUGGUAGUCAGGGCCCGUAUUACAGGUGACGGGGGAUUGUUUAUUGGGGCUAUUUUGUGGGGUCCCAUAAUCACAUCUGACCAAUUUGGCUUCCGUUGUACGUUUUACGUUAGGAUUAGGGUACUGGUUAAUGGUUUCCGAUUUUCGGGUUAUGGUUAUGCCUUCCGGCUUAGGUUUUCGGGUUACGUUUAGGGUUUGAGCGUACGAUUCGGUUACAGUAUUACGAUUAGGUUUUUCAGUUACGGCUAUGUCUAAGGGCUACUGUUACCUUUGCGAUUUCGGUUAGGGUUAGGGUUGCCGUUAGAGUUAAUAGUUAACGUUUAAGGUUGAGGUUAGAGUUAAGGUCGCCGUCCGCUUCCCCAUUCCUGGCUACCAACUGCGAUCUAGCCUUUAAAUCUGAGCAGGUUUCAAUACCUAUCCAUCAUACUUUUUUCUCGCGUCUCUCCACUCUGCCGUAUUCUAUAACUUCCCAGAUCCCGUUAAUUAUUGUAAAAUAAGUCGUCAACGUUCGUCCUGUUUUUGAUCGCGUUGAGGUAAUGAAACCCUUUUUUUCUUGUCCCCACCUCGCAGGAAGAGGUCAUGAUGUACGAGCGUGUUCUACUCAAGACGAUAAAGUUUGACCUACAGGUCUCUCAUCCCUACAAGUACCUUCUUAACUUUACCAAACGCAUCAAGGGUAAGUUGCUUUUAUUUUAAAAAAUACCAUGUUCUGGUCCGAUAACGAACUACAGUGACUCGAUUAUGUCAAAUUCUAAUUGGAGAGUUUAAUUGGCUUAUUGUUCUGGCUAUGUCGGGGCAUAUGGUAGACGUUGUUACAGGGAUGGUUCAUUCCUUAGGUACUUCAGAAAUGAUAAACUUUGCACCAAAGUAUGAUGUGCGUGCUAAGGUUUUUUCUGCAUUACGUCCCUUCUGCCACAUAUCCAGGUGACUCGGAAAGGAUUAAACAACUGCUCCAGAUGGCCUGGUCCUUCAUCAAUGACAGUCUCGCAACCACGUUGUGCCUUCAAUGGGAACCCGAGAUUGUCGCCUGUGCCGUGCUCUAUUUGGCAACACGCAUGAAAAAGUGCACAAUCGAGGACUGGGAGGGACGACAGCCAGGCCAGCGGUGGUGGGAGUGUUUCGUGGAAAACAUGAGCACUGAGGUGAGACCUGUUGUUGGACAGCGUUGUGUUACUUAUUUUUAUGAGUAGGCUUAUUUUACUAUCACGAAUUUCAGUGGAUGUGCUAUCUGAUGAAAUGCUGACCGAAUUUCUAAAAUGUCUUCGAUUAGGAAAGAUUACUUAAAUGGGGUUGUAAUAUUGAUUAUUGCACAACAUAAUCCCACGUUAGGAUGCUGGCCUUUGAUAGAGCUUCUUUCCGGCCGGUCGGGCGCACAAUAUUCUCCCUCGUACUCAUUUGGCAGCGAAUAACGUCUUCUUCCAUUUUUUACCUAAAUAAAUUAUAUCAGUCGGUUUUAAUAAGUUUCUAAUCAUGAGAUUUUUAGGAUUGUGAAAUUUUCAUUCAUACGGCGUCCUAUCUGCCCAUCUGUCAAUGCUGCUUGUUAAGUAUGCAACGUGGUUCAUACCCACUACAAAAUGUUAUGAGCCCGAUUUGAUGUCUUUUUAUGGCAUACCUGAUUUUCCUUACCUGGAAAAUAUACAACCUAUGGUUUGGAAACAAAUGUAACGGGAAACUAGUUUCAGAAUUUUUCGGGAAUUGAAAAGAUUUUUCAAAACCGAAAGAUACUCUUUCUUCAAGCGCAAAAUUUGAAGACGGCGUAAUUUGGCGCCAAAUGGAUGCAAUAAAGAAUAUUGUAUUUAUGUUUCCUAUAAAAUAUGUUCGAGUAUAUAAAGGCAUCGAAAAUCACUUGGAAAAUUUAGUACUAUUUAGGUAGUCAAAGCUGGCGGAGUAGUUUUUCCAAGCGACCGGAAAGAAGCUCUUUGGAAAGCCGGAAUCCUGACCUGACGGGAAUGCCCUGAGAUUACGCUGCACGGUAUCUAGUAUUACAGCCCAACCUAAGUAAUCUUCACUAAUCAAAAACGCAUUUCAGGAUUUCGGUUAGUACGUCAUGAGAUAGUACAUCUACUGUAUGCUCAGCAAAUAUAGCGGAUUUUUAAUCUUGAACACUGGCACAGCCCUCUCAAGGAGUUUUAGAUAGCACACACACAGGUUGAGACUGCAGCGCAGGUUUGUCCACGCUUUUUUGCCCGAGUGCCCAGCGUCAGACCUAAAUUGAUCCCGAUUUUCGCUUCUCCAUCCUCCUGUUACCCAUGUUUCCUUUAUAAUCUAACACUCGUUAUUAGUUAUUUAGUUUCUUCCCACUUUUGUUCUUCCUUCUCCUCCUUAUGCAUCCACACGCCCUUGCCAGGAGGAGGCAAGUUGGAAUGCAAGCUCACUACGUUUUUCCCUAUGUAUCACAGGUUAUGGAAGACAUUUGUCACAAAAUACUUGACCUGUAUCCUGCCUCCGAGGGACCCGGCCCGCGACGCACCGAUCAAUCGGAUUCCGGUGGGCGCAGGGAGUCAACCACAACAUCCAGCUCUGACCAACAACAACAACAAACAACACAUCAGCACAGCCUCAAGCGCUCCCGCCCGACCGGCGGUAGAGAACUGGGUGUAGAGGCCAGUCAUCCGAAGAGUCAUGCUCCAGUCUCCUCAAACUCGUCUACCCACCGAGCAACGGAUAACCGUACUGAAGGUACGUUACUUGAACCCCAGGAGAUCGCAGUAGACGCUGUUGCUAUCAUCGUACUGGAAGUCAGAGCACAUGCGGCCAACCACCGUAUAGCCCCAUUGUAUACAUGUCUGACAUUCAAAUUCCUGUCACGUUUUGCAUUUUCGAUCUCAGAAGUAUUCAGCUGCCUUCGUUUUCCCACUUUCGACACAGAAACAAGUUUCCCAAUAAUAUAGUUCAGUGCGAGUGUGCUUGUAGUGGUUGAUGACCACGGAGUCUCAGCAUUCUCAGUACCUCUGGUGCAUGUCGUACCUCAGGACAGCGACUACUUCGCUCGGAGCAGCACUAUCAGCAGUGAUUGGCAGCCAUAACUGAGGACUCUAAAUUCCUGUACGUAUAAUGGCUGCAUAGGUGGCACGACAUAUCAUACUUGGCAGCACAGGUACUGGUUAACAGGCACAGACGCCUGCUUCGCCGAUAUUCUGUCGCUGCGUGACACAACUGCGAGUUCGACUCGGGAGUUGUCCACCAGCUUUUCUGGCAGAUACUCCCGUUUUGAAAUUUCAGCUUUUUAAUUUCCUCAGAAACUAAUCGCUGACGUGGAGUAAAUCAGGCUAGUAGGCUACAAAAAUUGUCUGAAAAUUGGCAAAGGAAUCGGGGUUUGCCAUCUUGCUGGCCGUCGGCACCACCGAUACCCGUAAUGGACUCAUACGGACUUGUUAUGCCCGCUUCUUGUUGGUUUACCGCUGAGCGUUCCUCUUUCGAGGCGUCCACAGGUAAGUGACCCAGAUAACUGAUUUGGUACAGUUAUUGUGCCUUACUUCCAGUCUAUUACUAACCUCGCUGGGCAGGAUAAAAGCCCAUAUUGAGAAUUCUGAAAGCUGACCCACCAGUUCGUCCGUCGCGAGUGACUGAGACUGCCACCGUCCUGGGGAGGGCGCAGCGGAGACUGGCGCGCGAAUUUGGUUAUACUUAAGUAGACUUUCACCGCACCUCCCUCACUCUCCCCGCCAACGCUUCUUAUAUUCAAAUUGCGCAGCAAAGUCAUGAGCACUAGAGAGGGGACGUCGGCGCAGCUACAAACUAGGCUGAAGCCAUAUAUUCGCGUGCCACACACAUGUCGGCCCCUAAGUCUCCAAGAGUCGCGGGUCUCACAUGAGUAAAAGUGCCACAGAGUCCAAAGUGGAAGGGAGCCGCUCUAGCCUCAUUCUCAGCUUGGCAGCCGACAAAUUCACAUCUUUAACAUGCUGCAUUUGCUCAAAUGAGGAAGCGGGACGUUGGAUUAGCUUCUCCCUCCCUCUCUCUGUUAGCUUUGCAGUCACAGUUUGGAGAUUACAUGGCGUUGUUCGGUUCAGCGGUCAGCCUCGCACGUUGCCUUUGGUACAAACACAUUACGGCGCUUCGUCCGCUGACAAGUAUUAUUUCAGCUGUUGCCACUGACAUGCACGAUGGUGCAUCCACCCUGCCUUGCUGCGAUUGACAGCGUUGGUGCUUAGGAUGUUGUGUUCUGGGCGAUUUUCACGCAAAUGUGCUUUCUUGUUGUUGCAAGUACCCACACCGUGAAAAUCAAGGUCAUCUUCCCAGGUAACGCUAUUCACCUGCCUACCUGUGCAUUGUAGUAACAGCGAACUACUAACUUUUCCGCCAUCAGUAUGCAGGAGGAUUUUGUUUUUAUUUAAAUCAUUGCCUUUCACUGGAAAGCAUAUGUGCUAACGGUCGCGGCCGGUUUCUACUCGCGAAGCGUUCUCCUCAUUGAAGACUGCCGUUGCCCCAAAAUCGCGAUGCAUGGGAACCCCCUUGACAAUAUCGUCUCAUUUGACACAUGCAACUCCAACAUUUCUUAAUUUUUUGGCGGCCACCGUAAAAUUGACGGCAUCAUGCACUUACUUGGUUAGCGCUGCGGACCAAGGCCGUUCACAGGCUGCCAGAGCUGCUCUUUUCUCUUGGUUGAUUGGAGUCGUUUUGUCCCAACGAGUGUGAACACUCCAGAUUGACAGGGUGACUGGAGUAAGUGGCAAGAGUGGUGGGACCAUGGGUUUUUCGUAUUACAUUUCCAUGCACGUGGAGCGUUCUGCUGUCACAAUCAGCCAUGUAGACGCCACCAACAAGGUACACUUUCUCCCUCUAGGCUAGGUAAGCUCUCCUUCCCGGAAUAUAUUUGCCUGGACAUCGCAGGCUUCUGCUGCACCCACUAUAGUUCACGAUGAAAGUGCAGCCCUGGUUAGUUUGGACCGCCUAAGAAGUCGCUGUCUGUUUCUCUUAGAAUGGGCUUCGUCUAACGUACAUCACGCACGUGCUCGGAUCUUGCAUAAGUGACAGUUGCCACAAACUUCACGUUACAUAAGAUUCAUUGCGGCUCGACCCCUCCAGUCCGAGUCAGCUUACCAGUUGACGAUCUUUUGAGGCGUCAUGAUUGUUUAAAGCGAGUAAGUGAGGGUUUCAUCGCCUUCGCCCAUCCUUCCUUCCCCCAUUUUGCCAGCGAAAAGUCCGAGUAAGUCUGACUGAAGGUAGGAUCAAUCACAGUAGUUGGUUUGACACAAAGCCUCGGUCCAAGCGUGCCGCAGAUGCUGUAGCCUCCUCCUUACUGCACAAACAAGACUUCACACACACACAGCCCCACCAGUUGGAAAAGCUUGCCUUCUAUUCCAUCUGAUUAAGCUAAUAGCGUAAGCGGUUACUUGGGUGUGACCUCUGGGCAGAACAUCACCGUGUGUUAGAUGUCUAACUCCUGCUUGCCACAACUAUUUUAUAGCCUUUGGCAUCUAACGUCCCUGAUAAACUACUUUAAAAUCUGCCACAUUCUUCAUUAUACCUCCAUUUCCUAAGAUUCUACCGGUGUAGUUAUUUUUGCCUUACUCCUAUGCCGCUUUAAAUCCUCUGGAAAGGUGCAAAAUAACUUUAAUGUACGAACGAAAGUUACGAAGUCCAUAACGGACGGGAUUAUAACGUAUUUGAACCGAUGACGAUCUCAUCUUUCGACACUGAGGAGAUCAUUGUGUUCUCCGUCUCCUUAUUCACAGCCCCCCUGGGUCGGGAUAGCAAUCAGCCUCCACAGUGGACAGCCAACCCCAUCGCGCCGAGUGGAAGCGCCAACGAUCUGCCUCCACCGCCCCCGCCACCACCGCCGCCACCACCACUGCCAGAUUCGCGUUUUCCUCCCCACUCGCAGAACCCCUUCCACCACGGCGAACAACAGAACAGCCCCGGUCGCCUGCCCCCUCCGCCCCCGCCACCUCUCCCUACCGGCGCGCCGACUCUUUUUCCCUCUGCCCCUAACCUCCUUCAGUAUACUCAUCCCCUUCCUCCUCCUCCCCCCACCCACCAUCAGUCGGCCAUACCACAGCCGCUUCCAGUUCGCCCUGCAAUCGCUCCGGUGAGUUUUCCCGCGGCUCGCCUCGACACAGUUGAUACUGCAUAGGUAGCACCAUAUACCAUAUUUGAUAACACAGGUACUAGCCAAAAGCCCGGACGCGUGUUUUACUGAUAUUUUGCCGCUGCACGACUCAGCUGCAGGGGAUUCGGCUCCUCAGUGGGUUCUCCCAGUGUUCAUCUGAUGGAUACUCCAGUUUUGAAAUUUCAGUCCUUUAGUUUCCUCCCAAAGUAAUGGCUAACUCGGAGCAAAUCUUUCUAUUUGAAAGUUAUAGGCUCAGACUGAAAUUCGAUGUGAAUAUUCGGGGCGAAGCCCCUUAGCCGCGGCGAAAUAACCGCGUAAAAUUCACAAACUGCCAACAGGCAGGCAGUAGUAUACGCACAGGUAGCACGAUAUACCAGAUUUGGCAGUACAGGUGCUAUCUGAAAGCCCAGGCACGUGUCUGGCUGCUGUAUGACACAGCUGUGGGGUGUUAGGCUCACCAGUAGAUCCCCCGGCGUCGCCCGUGUGUUUUUCUGAGUUGCGAGUUGCAGUUAUCAGCUGUAUGUUUACUUCUAUUAACAGGAGCCUGUCAUCUUACCGGCAACAUUUCCGACAGCCUUCGGGCCCGCGGUCGCCGCACCCCUACCGCCCUCAACGUGGUUUCCUGGACAACCGGGCCUACCAGUCGUCCAAUCAGCACCAGCUCUCCAAGCGCUCGCUUCCACUAACUUUGCUGUUGGUGGCCAGCAGCAACCAGUAUUUGAUGUUGUCAAUACGGGUGGCGGUUUUGUCCGGCCAAUCCUAUAG